Molecule: messenger RNA, 580 nt
Organism: Perca fluviatilis (European perch)
Lineage: Eukaryota; Metazoa; Chordata; Actinopteri; Perciformes; Percidae
Product: nicotinamide riboside kinase 2-like
Exons: 5
Coding region: 84-506 (140 amino acids)
Source: RefSeq, a predicted model, not a curated record
AAUAUUAAGCUUUUAUCUGCUCCAGUAACUUGAAACUUGAAACUUUCUAUCAUUCUGGCUCUACAGUGAUCACAGCUUUGGAUAUGGAGGCCAUGACCAACACAGUAAAAGGCUGGAUUGAGAACCCAGUGAAGUUUGCCCGUUCCCACGGCAUUACUCUGUCUUCUGCAUCCAACGAUGCCAACCCAGACGAGCAGACCCACAUUCUGAUCGUGGAGGGCUUCCUGCUCUACAACUACCCACCCCUGCUGGAUGUUUUUGACAAGAGCUAUUACAUCACAGUUUCCUAUGAGGAAUGCAAGAGAAGGAGAAGUACAAGACAGUACACUGUUCCCGACCCUCCCGGCCUGUUUGAUGGCCAUGUGUGGCCGAUGUACCUGAAGCACAGGAGAGAGAUGGAGAACAGCGGCUUGAAUAUUGAGUGCCUGGAUGGGUUGAAGUCCAAAGAGGAGAUCUACAACCAGGUGUAUGAGGACAUUCAGAACAAUCUGCUUAACCGUUUAUAGCAGGAAGACUACUCUCCAUCUCUGUACAUAACUUGUAAAUAGGCCCGCGAGUUUUUUUUAUGAAGUUUUUUGUA